AGGCUCAGGUUUCAUCUACCAAUAUACUUCAGUAUUUGUUUUCGCACGUCGACUGAGACAAAAACUCGAUGAAGGGAUCGCGGAGUAGGCCGCACGCGCUGCGAAGCGGCAUUCCGAUCGCCUGGAUUUUUUUUGUCAGGUUGACCUUGCCCUGCAGCUCAUGUAAGGUCGUGGAGAGGGAGGCUGCGACCAAACAAUCUGAUGUAGACGUACAACUAACGAGAACCGCGGUCGUAGAUCAAGGACUACAACCACGUGCUGCCUCCAGCUCCGCACCAGAACAUCCAAGAACCGCUGCAGCAGGAGCUACCCUGACGUCGAAAAGCACCAGGAGGAGGAACGGGAACGCCAGCACGAGGAGGAGGAAAGCGAACUAUCAACAUUCAGCGGUGCUUGUGCUGAACUCGACGUUGAGCGUCAUAAAAGAGGACAACUUCGUGUGCGCCACUUUGGACUGGUGGCCUCCUUUUCAAGUGGAUUUUGGACGGAAGCCGUGGACAAAUGGCACCACGAUCCCGCACUUGGUUCCGACGAAAAUCACACCGUUUGUGAAAGGCCUCUCGACGAGGUCGCGCAGUCCUGACCCAAUGCACACGACCACAGUAUCCGAAGAGGAAGUUACAAGACCAAGAUCAGAGACAGGUAGAACAAGAGAGCUUGUAGUGGCGCCAUCGUCCGCUGGUUCUCCUGGUUUGCUGCACCCUUCUCGGGACUCUUUCGACACGACAUGCAGGCCUGAGGGCAAUCCCAACUUUUUAUCUAACUACGAAGGUCUUCGAAUACUAGGUGACAAGAAGGACGUGGUCGCACGCGCACAAAGAGAAACUGCAGCAGGAAGCGUGAUUCGUAUUGGUGGUUCUCCGGGCGACCGCGUGACUUACGAGGAGCCGCUGGAGACUUUUGAAGAGACAGAAGCGGUUUGGCGAGGCUACGCGGAGGCGCACAGCACGUUUCUUCCGAAGAGCGCUCUUGUGCAUCGGACGAAGCCUGAAGACUGCCACGACUUUCGUCCAGACCCAAGCACGCCGUCGAAAAUGAAGUUCUCGAGUGGCUGUCUCACGAUGGCGAAGUGGACGAGUCUGCUGGAAAUGUGCGAGGCCGCGAAUUGCCGUAUUUUGUUUUACGGCUCGGAGUCGAAUAGUUUAGAUCAUGAUCAUGAUCCAGCAGCAUGAUCUCGGGAGCAUCCACCUACACUGGAUUUUUUGCUAAGAGACUACGUUCAGAAACAAAUUCGGUUCUCCAUUGACGAGCAGUACGUAGUAGGUCAACGUCUAAUUCUUCCAGCUAAACGCGCUAUAUGGCGUCCAGCGAGUGGACGGGGCCAAUAACUCCUCGCUAGAGCGCUUGCCCUUUGCGGGACACUGGAACCCUAGGAACGCUUUCCACCUGAUGUAUCAUACGAUUCACGUUCUGAAGAAAGCUCAUUUGCUUAUAGGGUUUGAGCUUGGUAAUGAGCUAGGUCCAAUGGGCAUGGGGAAGAGCGGCAAGCCCAGUAUUUUUGUCGAGCACUACGCACAUUAUGGCAGGAGUUCCCGUGAAAAAUGCAUCUUCUCAAUCUAAUCCAAAAUAGAGUCAUCUGGAAGAUAUACGGGAGAUAAAAUUCGGCACCUGCGGCCCCCAGAUGAAGUUCAUCCUACUUGAUAUGUACUAUGGUCUUGUGGAUUUUUCCUACCUGGGAUGAAGGAAAUACAAGAACAUUUCCUAUAUUAUAUAAGUACGUUUCGCAUUUGUUUUUUCUAAGUUGAGGACUACCGCGUGUUGCGGCAGAUGAUCAAUUGGUUUGUCUGCCCGCCAGCGUGGCGCAUGUUUGGAGUUGCGAGUAAUUUCGAUGUGCCUUGGCUACGGUCACUGGAACAACUCCUCAAGGAUCCGCUCUUCGUGUUCACUCAUCAUAUGUACUCCCUGGGAUCGGCCAAUAGCAGUAGAAAUGAGCUGGUCGAGGGACGAGUACUAUUGAUGUUUUUAAGUACUGAAUUACAAGAAGUGCUAUUGAUGUAGCAUCUCUUCUAAUUAACUAUUCAUUAAUUUAUCUAUAAUAAACAUCUCGUAUCUCUGCUCAAACUCGGCCUUCUUUCCUCGAGUGUCCAGAGAGAUAUACGUUCUAUGAGCGAAGCACGCACGAACCACGCUCGACCAACCGUGGGUCACGCAUUUGUAAAUCAGGGACAUCGACGGACAACUACUUGAAUUUCAUCUACGAAAAAGGGUCUGCGUAUAAUGUUCUUGAUGUGUCUUGUUGGACCACAGGGCGACCGCUUUUCCUGGGGUUCUCCACGAAAAGCCGUCUGCGUAUGGUGUCGCGUCUUGUUGGAAUGCGCGACCCGUUUUCGUGGGGUUCUCCACGAAAAGCGGUCUGUGUAUGGUGUCGUGUCCUGUUGGAAAGGGCGACCGCUUUCCGUGGGGUUCUCCACGAAAAAGCAACCCCACGAAAAAGCGUAUAGUGUCGCGGUUUGUUGGAGUUGGGCAGGGCAAAGUAAUGCUAGCUGUGCGGGUACUUGAGCAUGAACUUGUUGUACUUGUAGGUCGUCCAUAUGAUCAAUUGAAGAUGAGUACUUGAGUUCUGGUGGUACUUGAACUUGUUAGAGAUUGCUGUUGGUACAAGAUCGAAACCCAAAUUAAUACAGAUACUAAACGCUACCUACCUGGAGAGCAGUGUGCGGCCAGUUGCGACUGCGACACGCGGAAUGCUGCAGACUUUCCCAGGAACGCAAGUAUGGAUGGGGGAAGCAGGGGGUGCAUAUGGUAGCGGCGCACCAGGCGUAACCAACGACUUCCUCAGUGGCUUCUGGUUCCUUGACCAGCUUGGUACUUACGACUCAUAAGUAGAUUCGGAAACAAAUUGUUCAUCGGUGCAUGGUGCGUAUGUUUUAGUAGAAAAAGUAGAAAACUCGUCCCCUAGGGAAGACGCUUCAUUCAGAAACUAAGCUACUUAAUAUCGGGCCCUUCUUCGAAAGUGAAGUCUGGCAUUAAAAGUCCCGUCGACGUAUCGGAAGACUGAUCUGGGCACCAUACCAUUACCAUCCACGUGUCUUGAUGAGAAAUAGCACGAAAUACAAAUAGAAAUACCGCAUUUCUUCAGCUACCUUUGCUGGAUAUGGACAAAAUACGCAUUAUUGUCGGCAGACUCUUGUUGGAGCCUUUUACGAGAUGGUGGACAAAGCCACACUAUUACCGAACCCAGACUGGUAUGUUGCCUCGCUCUUCAAUUUUUUGAUUCGAAAGCGUGCCCGCUUUGUCACCGUCGCGGUCGAUGAUGUUGAUGUGCGCAAUGGUCGUAAGAACGAGAAUGCUGGUCUGACGCAACAAGCGGCGCCGUCUGCAGGAGGAGUCCUUCGACGCGUUGCCGUGCACGAAAGUGAAAAGGACGGACACGGACUAGCCGGAGCCGGUGACGGAAGCAAACUGAGAAUUCACGCGACAGUUGAAAUGUUGACAGGACCACAGAUACAUGAUGUUGAUGAUCGUGAGACUUCUCAGCCUUCCCGCGAGAGUUCUAUAGAAGAGGAGGGAGAAAACCAACAGGAACAGUUGCUGACGUCAGUGACUUUGACGGUGAUGAACCUUUCGGAAACUGACGAUGCGGAUGUCACUAUCGGUAUUCCCGAAGUAGAUGAACUACGAGAAGAAACAAAUUUUUUUACAGCGCGGGAGUCGUGGAUAUUCGAGAGCGUUGCUGCGUCGCCGCAAGAAGAUCAAGCUGCGGCCAAAACGCUCUUGAAUGGGCGGCCGCUUUUGUGGAAGCCGACAUACGAAAGCGCUGCUGUUUGGAUAGACGAAUUCGUCGCGACGAAAGAGGUAGCGCCAGAUGACAAAGAACUGCGCAUGGAGAUACCGAAGCGCAGCUACGGCUUUGUGCGCUGGGUCGCGAAGAAACGGGGGACUGCCACUAAGAGGACACGACCUCCGCAGGUGCCGACUGCUUCGUUGCAUGAUGCUGAUUCGAUCUUUGCGUGAAGUAGCAUCAGCGGAAUACGUUUCUAUUUAUUUUCUGUUCGCCGAGGCCGAGCAUAAGCAGCAAAUUCAAAUUGACAUUAUGACGGACCACAAUAUAUCGAAAGAUAUUUAUGUUUUUCUUGAUUUUGAUGUGCAUGUGGGACUCGCGCCCCGUCUCACGGUACAUCAAAUACACACAAAAUCGAGGUGUGGGCAUUGCGUUGCACAGGAAGAAAACGUCGCGCCAACGACGGUGCACAGGGUAAUAUGCAAGUUUUUUACCACAAAGAACGACAUUUUCAAACAAGUAUUUUCGAAAGUACACAAUGAACAACGUAAGAUUAUAAUAUAAGAUUCAAUCAACAUCAAGAAAAAGACUGUGUGUUGUAACUAGUGUAAGUGUAGUAAAGGUAUGACGAAGAUGUUGAACUGAACGAGGAUAAUGGUUGGAAUCAUGGAAGGUCUCCGUAAAUAAUGUAACACAAGCGCCAUGAAGAUAGUAGGUCUUUAUGGUUAAUAGCUUCUACAGCCACUUUGUUCCAAAUUGAAAUCUACAGUUGGAUCAACUUCCAAUGCAUAUGCAUGUGAAUCAUGAUGCCCUUUCUUGGAUCUCAACAUUGAUAAAAAAUCAUUAUCGACUUUCCCUUUUCUUGUCUGGUGGCGAAGUACCAGUAUUGAAGAUUGUUUACCUCUACUAUGUGGUGGCUGGUGAGGCUGAGGACUUCAGCUUGUCUCUGAAAGAGGUGAUAGAAGUUCAUGCAUCCAUUCUAUUUUACGAGAGCAUUGCUUUCAAGAAAAAAGAUGCGGCGGGG
Molecule: messenger RNA, 4745 nt
Organism: Amoebophrya sp. A25
Lineage: Eukaryota; Dinophyceae; Syndiniales; Amoebophryaceae
Source: the annotation of a GenBank genome assembly